CUCACACCAUUCAUUGACAAGGAGAAGGUGAAUACAGCGUCUGGGGGACUUCUCUGUCUGUCUGCUGGCAACCUCAUCGACUAACAUCACCAACGCCCAUAAAGUGGCAAUAUACAGGAAAUGAACCGAGCUGCUAGAAGAAGAGCCGUCUUUUCCCGUUAAGUCUGACCGGCUCAAUUGUACAAGUGCGGUGGUCGUGAUUUUGGAGUGAAGCAUAUUGUAUAACGUUAUCAGUUAUAGUUCUCUCAUGCAUUACAUCAACUGUUUAAGUUAGCUGCUUUAUUACUGCGUAGCUAGCCCUCCCUGUUCUGGACUGAUACAACGUUUACUUCGACUGUUUGAUUCCUGUCCACCCGAAAAAUGGCAACCCAAAUCGAUAAAGAGGCUUGCAGAGAGGCUUACAACCAAGUCAGAGACGAUAACACGGACGCCAAUUGGGCUGCGUUUAAAUAUGAGGGCUCUAGGAUCGUGCCUGCAGGACAAGGCUCUGACUAUGAGGACUUCAAGAGGAUGUGCACAGAUGACGCUCGUCUGUUCGGCUUUGUUCGGAUCACAACGGGAGACGCCAUGAGCAAACGAGCUAAGUUUACUCUCAUCACCUGGAUCGGUGAGAACAUCAGCGGGCUGCAGCGCGCCAAGAUCAGCACCGACAAGGCGAUGGUCAAAGAGAUUGUGCAGAACUUUGCCAAGGAGUUCAUGUUUAGUGACCCGAGGGAACUGGAUGAGGACAACAUCCGCAUGGAGCUGAAGAAGGCGGGCGGAGCCAAUUAUGACGCUCAGGCCGAGUAGCAACGUGCCACGGUCCACUGGAAGGGUUGGGGGAGGGGGGGUCGGGUCUGGUUUGGUGGGGUGGAAUAAGUGGGGGCAGGGAGUGUUAGGGCAGGGCUGCUACCUCUUGGGGAGAGGGCGAGGCGGGAUGGAGAGGGCAUUUGAUGAAAGGGAAAUGCAUGCACCGGACACACAUACACACACACACACACACGUUUUACCUCCAAAGUGAGGUCCAGAAAGAGACCUCAUGGUGAACGAUUUGGUAAUUUUCAAAAACACAGAAAGCAGAGGUGCACCAGGAGCACUGUAGAACCAGUUUCAAAUACUAACCAAACACGGUUUAUGCUUAUGGCUUAUUAGGAAACAGCUAGUUUAUUAAUUUACUCUCAACAACAGCUGCAGAAUAAGAACAGAUCUGAGUUACUGUAGAGUGUUUUGGCACAGAUCCUGACAAUACAGGUGCUGUAGGUGCACCUCUAAAAUGACAACAUUUGCAUAAGGGCACUUAUGUACUCGAUUUUAACAAAGCUUAUGUGUGAGCAGCAUUGUUCACUUGCUUGCAUCCGUUUGUGCAUCUGAAAGAUUAAACAAAGAUUAAAGUGCAUGAAUUGUAUCAGGUUUUGCACGCAUAAAGAUACUUAACGUGGUGACACUGAAGGACGCUAUCGUAUUGUUAGCAGUAAGGAAUAAUUAGAUGAGAAGAUUGGUGCCACUUCAACGUCUCAACAGUUCAUUUAUAGCUGGAGCUACCACCGCUCACUAAGUAACAUUUUGUAUCCUGUCUGUUUAGUUUGUAGAAAAAGUGUAAAAACAGCACAGAAGCAGUUGCCAGGCAACUAAUAGAGACUCCAGGAAGUCACUGUUUUUGGCCCAGGAAUAGUCGGACAUGCACAUUUUUACACUUUUUUUACCAAUGCAAAUGAGAUAUAUAUAUAACAAGCUUUUAAAAUGUUGGUAUGUAUGUUCUAUAUUUUCUACCUCCACCUCUUUAUGCUAAGCUAAGCUAAGCGGCUGCUGGCUGUAGCUUCAUAUUGAAUGGACAGACAUGAGAGCGGUAUUGAUCUUAUCUCACUACCAUCAACAAAAAAACAAACAAGCAAAUUUCCCAAAAUGCCGAACUGUUCCCUUUAAUGGGCGGAUCUAGUCCAAAAAUAGCCGCCAGCACAGUUCUGUUACUACAUUGCUGACGAGAUCGCGCUGAAAAACUCUGAUUCUUAGGAUGCAUGCGACCAACACUCUGAAGGAACACGCUAGCUAGCAAUCACGCACACACUAACGCGUAGUCAAAAUCAAGUGUAUGAGCGCUCUUUAAAGAUCACAGAUGGCCUUCUCUACUCUCAUACCCUCUGCCCUCUCCCUGGUCAGCUCAUGGUUGGUUAUCUACUGUGCUGUGCAUCAUCAUCUCGUACUCAUCCUCAUCUCAGUUGAGCAGCAAUAUGAAGUUACAUCAAGGCUUCAGCGCUGUUUGCUAGGAAUGAUUUCAUGUAAUGAGGAUGUGAAAAAACGAAGGGUUUCACUUCAAAAUCUCAUAUUGUGAUCAUGGAUCGUGUCGUAAGAACAUGUUCAUGGACACGGAUAGAUGUCUCAUUUUUUUGAAAUGAAGCUCUUUACUCGCAGGCAUGUGUUUGACACCAGAGCAUGCUCUUAGUCAUGAUACACUGUACCUCCAGGAGGAAAAGAUCUCCAUUUUCUAACGAUAUCCUUGGCGAUGGUUGCUUUGAGUCAUAGUGCUGAGUACACAUUUAGCCACCUCUUCAUCUGCAGCCAGACAGCUGUGUUUGGAUUACAGCCUCAAAGUCAACCUUAAGUCUUGCCCUGAGUUGGACUGUCACUUAACCCCUGCCAUCAUACUUGUUCGCUUUGUGCUGUGAAUCGCUUUUAUCACAAGCCCAAAUGUGUCCUUUUUGUGUUUUUGGACCUUAUUUCAGUGUACUUUUUGCUUUCUCCUUCCAGUUUCUGUUAAUUGUUUCCAGAGCUAUGGUAGAGUACAUGGCAAAAAAUUAGAUUCUUGCUCUUCCAGGGGGAUUUCUACCUGUGGAUAUGCCAUAGAAAGAGAAACAGCUAAUAUAUGGAUCCAUCAGCAGCACUUGCAGUCAAGUAAUGAAUGUUUCCCAAAGGAUUUUAAGAAUGGAGAUCUUUCCCUCUGGUGUCUCAUCUCACUAUCUACCCCUUAAAGAUAUCCAUGCAUACUGUAACCUACUGUGUUUGACUGCCUUAGUCUCCCAGGGAGAGAGGGGCAUCAUGGGAGCUUGUGGACACUACACUGUGAUUGGCUAUCCUCCUUACAUGGGGGCGGGACUUUGAUCGGCACAUGGCCCAUGGCAACGUGGGCUUGUGCAUGUCAUCCCAACCCAGGAGGGGCCAUUUCUCGGUUGUAGCAUCUCUGUUUGUUUAUUUGGUUUCAACCCUCCCUUCCACCCUGCAAAAAAAUAGGAUUUUUUUUUUUUGUUGUACUUUUAUUUUGUUUUUGAGAUGAAUUUUAUUUUCUCUGAACCUUGACCUUUUGAUUUCUUUUUAAGAGCAUUGUUGUCUUGGAUAUUGGCAGAAGACAUUUU
Morone saxatilis (striped sea-bass) is the source of this 3326-nucleotide messenger RNA. RefSeq names its product coactosin-like F-actin binding protein 1 (gene cotl1). The transcript is spliced from 4 exons. Gene Ontology annotation, cellular component: plasma membrane; actin filament; site of polarized growth. Gene Ontology annotation, molecular function: actin filament binding. The record is from RefSeq and is a predicted model, not a curated record. Bases 361 to 789 code for a protein of 142 amino acids. Gene Ontology annotation, biological process: regulation of actin filament polymerization. NCBI's taxonomy places the organism in Eukaryota, Metazoa, Chordata, Actinopteri, Moronidae.